AAGAGACGUCACGGGCUUAGUCGCGCGCUAUCGUUGUUAUUUUUUAGUAUUUGCAUCUCGCGUUGAAUAUUUGAGAAUAUAGUUGUUAAUCUAGUGGUUUUUUGAUUUACGAUGGCUGAAGAAGGUGCAGCAGCGGCGACGGCCGAGAAAAUUAUUCAUACAUAUCCACUUGUAAGGCACUCGGAUAUGUCUGAGGAGAUGCGCACGGAGGCGGUGGAGUUGUCUGUGACGGCGUGCGAGAAGUUCUCGCAGAACAACGAGCUGGCGGCACGCAUGGUCAAGGAGUCUAUGGACAAGAAGUUUGGCCCCGCUUUCCACGUGGUUGUCGGCGAGAGUUACGGUUUCGAGAUCACCUAUGAAUGUACCACCAUCUGCUAUAUAUACUUUGGCGGUAACCAGGCCAUCUGCAUCUGGAAGUGCUCAUAAAUUCAUACAAAUAUUGUGAUGUUAAAAAUUUUGAGAACUAUACAUAGGAGAUGCCUUAUAUGCGGCACGGCGGAGUCUUGCAUUGUGGCAUCUCAUUACAGCUUAGUUAAUAAAAACUGUUUUUAUGACUAUGUUUACUACAAAAGAAAAUUCAUAAUCUACAUCCAGCGCGUGUUACUUUACAUAACAUUAGGAUAGUUAUGUAAGAAGUGUAGUCUGUUUUUAUAAUUACUUUUAUGUGUAAUAAUAGAGUAGAGGUCUUCAUUUGAUGUCUACCAUUUUAGUGCGAUGAGUAGCUAUAGUAACUUUCGCGUUUUUUAGUUGCUCAAAACAAGCAAAAAGCUCGUUGGUCGUAACAUCCAAUAAUAUUAUUCGAAUAUUUUUCUGGAAAGGCAAGAAUAUUGUUAGUUAGAUAUGUAAAAAACUUGCUGUCGCCCGCGACUCCUUUCGCGCGUAUUUAAAAAAAAGGUUGCUAAAGGUUUUCCCGUCUUUUAUUCCAAUUUUUCUCACUUUUUAAACCUUCCAUAGACCUCCACAAACAUUUCAAGGCCAAGAUAAGAUAAAUCUGUUCAGCCGUUCUCAAGUUUAAGCGAGACUAACGAACAGCAAUUUAUUUUUAUAUAUAUAGAAGAUAGAAUAGAUGUAUUACUUUAAUCACUAGUUAAAGCAUCGACACUACUUAAGAUAUUAGAUUUACUGCUUCCGAUAUAGCAGAGCCCUACAAUACUCUAUUUCAUCACAUA
Molecule: messenger RNA, 1169 nt
Organism: Papilio xuthus (Asian swallowtail)
Lineage: Eukaryota; Metazoa; Arthropoda; Insecta; Lepidoptera; Papilionidae
Product: dynein light chain 4, axonemal
Exons: 2
Coding region: 112-426 (104 amino acids)
Biological process (GO): microtubule-based process
Cellular component (GO): dynein complex
Source: RefSeq, a predicted model, not a curated record